Gossypium arboreum is the source of this 1156-nucleotide messenger RNA. Its product is annotated as cytosolic sulfotransferase 17-like. Gene Ontology annotation, molecular function: sulfotransferase activity. Gene Ontology annotation, biological process: sulfation. The record is from RefSeq and is a predicted model, not a curated record. Lineage: Eukaryota; Viridiplantae; Streptophyta; Magnoliopsida; Malvales; Malvaceae. The coding region runs from base 18 to 1010 and encodes 330 amino acids. Gene Ontology annotation, cellular component: cytoplasm. The transcript has a single exon.
ACAUAGGCUAAUUCACAAUGAUUGCAGACAUUGAAGAGCUUUCCUCUGCUGAGGCGAUUGAAAGAGUGGUGGAGUUCAUGUCAACACUCCCAACAGAAAAUGGGUGGAAUUCUUUCCAGCCUCUUCGCUUAUACGAAGGCUUUUGGACCUUCGCUCAUUUCCUCGAAAGCAUCAUAUUAGCUCAACACCGCUUCAAGCCUAAACCAGGCGAUAUCUUCCUCUGUAGCGCUCCGAAAAGUGGAACUACAUGGCUCAAAGCACUGAGUUUCGCCAUCGUCACUCGAAACCUUUACGACACCUCCAAUAGUCCAUUACUUACCAAGGGUCCUCAUCAUUGUGUCCCAAAUAUGGUCGGGUUUGAAUAUAAACCAGACGUCCGUCAACCAGGGAUCCCACUCAUACCCACCCAUGCACCUUACCAUUGUUUGCCCAAAUCUGUUUUGGGUUCCGAUGAUGUUAAAGUUGUUUACAUUUGUCGGGACCCGAAAGAUGCGUUCGUUUCCAUGUUUCACUUUGCAGCCAAACGAAGGCCUAAGGAAAACGAACACAUUGCGAUAGAGGAGGCUUUUGAGCUUUUCUGUCUAGGGAGGUCUGUUUUUGGACCGGCUUGGGAUCAUAUUCUGGGUUAUUGGAAAGCUAGUCAAGAACGACCGGAAAAGGUAAUGUUUUUGAAAUACGAAGAAUUGAUGAAUGAUAGUGAGUUGUAUGUGAAAAAAUUGGCUGAGUUUAUAGGGUACCCUUUUAGCUUUGAAGAAGAACAAGGUGGGGGUAUGAAGAAACUAAUAGAUUUAUGCAGUUUUGAGAACUUGAGUAAUUUAGACGUGAACAAGACGGGAAAACGACAUGAAGACGACGAUGAGGCAACGAACAAGACGUUCUUCAGAAAAGGCAAGGUUGGGGAUUGGCAAAACCAUCUUACACCCGAGAUGGCUAAUCGGCUCGACAAUAUAGUGGAGCAAAAACUGAGUGGAACCGGUUUGAGUUUCGAACUCAACAAUGGAUCAUCUUGAUGGACUAAAAUCAUUUGUCUUUCGGGUAAUAAUUGUGUUCAUUUGCAACUGUGUUUGGUUGGGAUGCUUUGAAUUUCUUGUUCAAAGAUCCAAACAUGUUAUUGAAACCUAUUUCUCUCUGUUAUUGAGAUUCAUGUUUGGAAUAA